Messenger RNA from Patiria miniata (bat star), 2764 nucleotides. RefSeq lists its product as uncharacterized. Gene Ontology annotation, molecular function: protein kinase activity; ATP binding. The record is from RefSeq and is a predicted model, not a curated record. Lineage: Eukaryota; Metazoa; Echinodermata; Asteroidea; Valvatida; Asterinidae. The coding region runs from base 1 to 2739 and encodes 912 amino acids. Gene Ontology annotation, biological process: protein phosphorylation. The transcript is spliced from 5 exons.
AUGCAUCAUCGGCAAUGCAGUGCUGCCAUGGCAACAAGACCAGCCUCGUACAGCAACCAGCCCCUCCCGAUCCCAGGAACACCUCAAUUUGACUGGGACCGUCUCCAGUCAAGCUCCCACCCUGCUCCAAGAAGUGACAAUCUGAUCACAUCACAGAAGCAGAAGGAGGUUACGAGCCUCGUCGCCAACUACGGUGACGGGUCACUCCCAGCUUCAGCUCCUAGGAAUGCUUCCUUUCGCAAUUCCUCGGUUUGCGACUUGCCUUCAUUUCCAUCUCAGGGGCAAGGAGCAAAGAUGCGGGAUAAGAUAUCAUCAGAUGAGGAAGUAGGAAUACCUAAUGCAGAUCCUCUGACGUCGAUCUCACGUGGCGAUGGCAAGCCUCACGAAGAGGGAAGAGAAAGUGGAGACCAUGGUUGUGGUUGGGAAUCGAUCUCAGUUCCAGUGUCUCCAUCUCCAUCUCAUCAAUCUGUCUCCUCCUCAUCCAAGAAUUCCUCUCCGUCUCAGAAUGUAGGAUCAGAGACGGAUGUUGAAGACUUCAUCUACAAUGUUGAUGGAGAAAGCUCAUCGGUAUCAUCUAUGAGCGAUUCUUCAUGGGCAAUGCCAAAUUCAGAAGCUGAUGUGGAUGUUGACUCUUUUGAUGAGAAGACAAUUGCAGACAAAAGCAGACAAAGGUUUACAGAAUUACCACCGCUUCGUCAGCAGCGACUCGCUCUCAAGAUGGCCCCGGCAUUUGCUUUAAAAACAUCUUAUCCGGAGGACUUUGCUCAUUGGCUGACGGUUGUGCUGAGUUGUAUUGAGCGAAGGGAUGUGAUGCGACGGAUGCAACUUGUUUCCAACUACAAGACACCGUUCACAAGAAAGGAGGCUUGGGAAAUUCAUGCCAACGCCGCAAAAGCCAAAGACAUAAUGCGUCAAUUGAACCAAAUCAUCUCAUUAUCGACAAAGGACGAAGAGUCGAGUAUUGAGAGUUUGCAAUUAGCCUCUCCUGCAAAUCCUGUCAAGAAAGACUCAGAAAUCGAGGGGGACAGAAGAACAUCAAGUGCAACACCACAGGUCCCGAAGGACGCCUGGAGUUCUAGACAGGUAGCAUCUUCAAAAGAUUCCGAACCGUCUGCAUCCAUAACUGCAAAGACAAAGUUCGAAACUACUUUGAAGGAACACAAAGAAAAAGUUGAAAAGAGCGACUCAGAUCAAGAAGAGGUAACGCCAGCUGAAUGUCCAGAGUCUUCAAUUUCAAAGCUCUCUGAGAUGAUGUCUACUGAAAGUAAACCAUGGGAUGUUGUCAACAAGGCAUCCCCAUGUGCACAUCUACCCACAAUCUCGAAGAAGUCAUCUUCGAACGACGCAUCAAGAGCAGCGUCCCAUGCUCAGAAAGACACCUUAAGUCUCGCAGAGGCCGCUUCUGAAAAAGGCGCAGAAUAUACUUCAUCCAUGAAUGCAAAGAAAUACAUAGUGUAUGCCCAAAAAGAAAUGGACGAAAUUGCAAGAAAACCCGAAGAGACUGAGAAGAGCGACUCAGAUCGACCAUCUGGAAGUCCAGCGUCUUUACUGCCAAAACUUUCUGAUAAGACUCACACUUCAGCUUCAUUAAGAGUAGUUGUCAACAAGGCAUCAAUUGAAGAAAAUCACCAUUCGCCACAACCGAAAAUCUCAAAGAAUUCAUCUUGGAAGGAUGUGGCUACAACUGAUAACACAUCAAGCACAGCUAAUGCUUCUUCUAAGAGCCCUCAAGCAACACAAAGUCCUCAGCAAGGACUACCAGAACUCACAGCCUAUCCCUCAAUCGAUCCUAGCGAGUUGGAGUUCAUUAUGUCUGACAACGGAAAAGAAGUUGCGCUUAGGUCGGGUUCUUGUGGUGGAGUCCUACUGAUGCGUCAUAAAGCAGACAAUACUCUCCUUGCUGUCAAGGUGCUGGUUAAAAACUUCUCUUUCUUGCAGCACGAGGUGGCAGCCAUGCAUGCGGUGAGAAACUGUCCCUUCUUCCCCAAAUUUGUAGGAGUCAUCGACUACUGCUCUUACGCCCAAGAGCUCGUAGGCGGUGUUGGCAGAAACACGGCUUACGACUUCCGCAAGGCGCUGCAGGACGAUCUCUUGAACGCGUUAGAGUGGCUACACGUCUGCCGUGAUGUCACGAAGGGACUCAAGGCUUUACACGCUGCUGGCUGGCUUCACUGCGACCUACACUGCGGCAAUGCUAUGGUGUGUCCCAAUCCACCAGGCUCUGAUGUGGCUUGGCGUGGCAAGAUCAUCGACCUGGGAAACGCCCUGCAGAUUUCGAAUCCAGGCCCAGUCACGAUCCUUGAUGAUGAGCAACAGAAGAAGCUCUACGAACUUGCCAAGCAGUGUGCCCCCGAGAUUCUGGAAGGCAGAGACACAUUCACCGAGAAAUCCGACAUCUACAGUCUCGGCAAUCUCUUCGUGGAUGUAGCCAGUGACGCAAACAUCCCCCACGGUCUCCGUCUGCUAGGCGAGUUCUGCAUGAGACGAAUUCCUGAUGCUCGCCCAACACUGGAUGCCAUCUCGGGGAAACUAGACGAUUUCAUCUCGGAGAUGAUGCAGGCUGAGCAGCAGCCUUCCAGCCCGUCUCCCAUUGCUCCUUCCUCAUCCUCUCCUUCUCCUAAUCUUCGUUGCCAUCUCAUCGCGGAAAUGGUGCAGGCUGAGCAGCAGCCUUCUAGCCCGUCUCCUAUUCCUCCUUCCCCAUCCUCUCCUUCUCCUAAAAUGCGUUGCCGUCUUUGUUAGUUUAUCAAAUCCAAAAUCGCACAGA